Molecule: messenger RNA, 2707 nt
Organism: Cucurbitaria berberidis CBS 394.84
Lineage: Eukaryota; Fungi; Ascomycota; Dothideomycetes; Pleosporales; Cucurbitariaceae
Exons: 1
Coding region: 275-2530 (751 amino acids)
Source: RefSeq, a predicted model, not a curated record
CGUGUCUCUUGACCGAUAGCCUAAGCCGUUGUCCCGCGUUUGUGUACGGGAUCUAGAACGCCAUUCUGUCUCUUUUGGGUGCGGCAUGGGCCUGAUCGGGCCGUGACGUCACAGCGAUGAAACUUGUGAAUGACCACAUCCGUUCUGGCCGCUAGUUGUGUGGCACACGCGACAAUUCUUGACCUACAAUACCUCAGUACUCGCCAUGACUGCCAUUUCUCUCUAAUUACUCUUCCGUUCGCUCUCUCCAAGUCCAAACUAUAUGCUGGACGACAUGGACUCGCCCGUCAGGCGAGAUCCGCCCGCUGUGCUCAAGCGGAAACCAGUUCAGCAUGAGCCGGUUAUCACACCCACGCCUGAGCGCGAGCUAAAAGGCAGAGUUGUGCCCCACGCCUUCCUUGCUGGUACCACAAUCGCAGCCCUGUCAUUGUCCUGGCCGUUGCGGUGGGCUGUCUCUGGGGCACCGAUAUUGGUAUACAUACUCCUCCUCGGCGAGGCAUAUGGCUACCGCAUACUGCCGUUUGUUCCCCUCUGGACUAUCUUCGCUACAGUUAACCUUGUCUACGCUGUGUGCUCUACAUCCUGGCUUCUCUACUGGGUAUUUUGGGCCGCUUGCUGGCCUACAAUACUGGUUGCCUGUCUGUUUCAAUUCGAUGCGCCUGCCCGUCUUGCUAGGCGUACAUUGAGGAAGACUUUUCUACGCGACCUACACUUCAUCAAUGAUCAGAUCGCCUUCUUCGAUCUACCCGCGCUGGAGAUCGACACCGAGGUCAAAGGCCUGUUCGUCAUCCGUGGCGUUACGCUGUCACUCUCGACAUUAACUCUCGUCGCCCAUGGCAUUGAAGCUGGGAUAAAGCUGGCAGACGAUAUCGAGCUGGCUAUACAAGUUGACAAGGUCGUUGUGCCUCUUUUCCGAGAGAUUACUGUUGAUGACGUCUAUGCCAAUGUCAAGGGUGGAGAUUGGGAAGUCACUUUUGGCGACGUUGCUUAUGGCAAACCCGAGCCGGACGAUGAUGAUUCAGUCAUCGUUACCAACACUGCAAUCCUGAGAGCUGCUUCUGUUGCACAUAAGGGUGGUGCGGAUGGCCGCCCCACAGCAAUGCUCCGAAACAUGACCGCUGGGGAAACGCCAAAAGAAGCCGGGGAUGCAAAGUCUGCAUUUGCGUCUGUCAAGAAAGUAUCGCCGGAUGAGAAGGACGCGAACGCUAAAUAUCAGGAGCUCGUUAAGCACAUCGAAGACACAAGUGCAAUCACAAAUGCAAAGAUAUCUCUUCGAAAAGCCGCGCAAGCACUGAAAGAUGCUGCUUCCGAUGACGAGGGAAAUGAGAAGAGUGGCCAUCUUGACCUCGAAAACAUGGACGAUUUGCGAGCCGCCGUGUGUACGCAAAUCCAUGGCCAACCGUCAAUACCACAUCCCCCUUCAAGGUCGAUCAGGGUCUCCACACUUCGCAAGACAUCGCAUCCAAACGUUAAAAAGUUCCUCCAUCGACUUCCUUUCCUGUACCGGCUGAUGCUCACUCCCAUUUGCUACUUUCAUCCCGUCAAAUUCAAGUCGAUAACAGCUGCCGGCUCAGGCAAAUGGUUUGUAAGCCUGAUGCGACAGUACCUCUUCAAGCACUAUUCAACGUCAGAUGCCGAGAUCCGCAGACUGGAAUCGCGCAUCUCAUCCUGGUGCUCAGAUGCAAACUUCGCGGUCGAGUUAGGACCCAUCGAAAGCAGUGCCAAUUUCCCGCUCAGUACUCUUUACAAUAUCAAGUGCCACUUCAAAAUGUCAGAUGUCAUGGCGUACAGAACUCUCCCCGACGCAGUCGAACUCCAACAGGUCGUAAGGCUAGGAGGUGCAGACGCAAUCCUUACGGUACCGACCUUCCUUUUCCCGCACCACGAGCACAUCUUCCCCGAAAAGCCGAGCGACUACGACAUCAUGGAGAUGGAGCAAGCGAUUGCCGAGGCAGAAGGCACACCAAAAGAAGUGCAAGGCCGAAAAGAGUUAGAAAAGCUUAAGAGAGAUGAAGCGAGCAUGCACAUCUCUGCGCACGCACACCUCCCUGCGCAAUUCCACCAGGACCUACUCAACUUCGUCGCCGCAAUCGUCAAAGCAACCAAAGUCAUUGAAUCUGAUAAAGAUUUCGAGGAAGCAAAGGUCCUGCGCGAACUCAAACGCGUCAGCACAACCGCAUCUGACAGCGAGGUGAGUAGUCUUGCCUCGUUCAACACGAAUAACACGAAUAACACGGACAACACUCAAACCACACUCAAUGGCAAUGAAGAUAAGUCCUUCAAGUCGUUCCUGCGGAAGGUAGACUCGGGGUUCAAGGAAGCGAGUAACAAGACAAUGGUGGGAAUGCGGAAGGCGGGACAUAGUACUGUGCAUGCCAUGGCUAAUGAUCGAUGGAUUGCGAGGCUCGUGGGCAAGGUGACGAAGAAGCUUGAGCGGGCGCAGGGCGAGGUUGGGUACAGUGGUGAGGUGCCGAUACCACUAGCUAAGUACCGUGUGAGGCACGAAGAUGAGACCAAGCUCCUGCCGUAAGCAUGCACCGAGCGUUCGGCGUACUGGGCGGAGUGUAUGAUACCCUAGGGUCUGCUGUUAUACCCUAAAACUACUUCAAGUAUGUCAUGAAUUUUUAGAUCAUAGCUCCUUACACAAUUUAUAUUGGUGCUCUGCUAUGUUACGCGAACUCUGUACUCAACAUCCUGUUCAUGCCAG